AUGGUUAGGCGUGAACAAACAGAUUUUAUGGAUGGUUGUGUAGCUUUUUCAGAAGAUGGAGAAACAAGUUCUCCUCCAAGAAAUCACAUGCUAUUGACGCUGGAUGUGUUACAUGAUUUAGAAUUUAUAGGUUGUGGCUCAGCAAAUGCUGUAUUCGCCUAUUGGGGUGACCGUGAUGAUCUCAAACAUAAAAUUAUAAGAGUACGAUUGCUACAUAGUGAAAUUUGCACUACAGUCAUAUACAACGCUUUAGUUUCAGGAAAAUUCGAUAGUUUGAGAAGCUAUCUUGUUGCGUGUAGCAUACUCCAAGUUGAUCCAAUAUUGUUGCAAAAGCUUGAGGAUUUUGGUCGAAAAAAGGUGGCAAACUUCAACUUAAAUUUAGAAGAAAAAUAUGUGCUGCUGAUGGACAACAUAUUUUCCUAUCCUUUAAGCCGAUACAAUUGUUAUAGACUGAGCAAAUACCAUACAUUUUUUGUGGAGAAAGGGAAUAAUGAAACUAUUUUAGAAUUUAAACCUAAAUGGCUAUACACCUUACCGGAGAAUCACAAGAGCUGUCGAAAUUGCUUAAAUGCAAUGUAUAAAGGCCAAAAAUUCAACCCAUGUCACUUGAAACUUUUACAGAAAAAUGGAAUAGAUAUCUGGUGUAACGAAGUCCAACAGGAACUCAACAGGAGAGGAAUAAAUAAAAGUGUGAAAAAUGAUCUAAGAGAAACUAUUCAAAGAAAUUACAAUCUCUUUGAAACGCUUUAUGCACUGCAAAACAAAUCAGAUGUCCACAAGCUUCUUUUGAAUUUGAAAUCAGAAGAGGAUGUCACUGAAGAAUUAAAAUUUGAGAUGACUAUCCGAGAUGUCUCAUUGCUGAUGAAGCUAAAUGAUAAGAAAGUAUUCGUGAUAGAUUUGGAUGAGAAACCUGCCACUAAGUGGAUAAGAUGGAAAGAACAUGAAGCGGAAUUUGAAGAUAAAUAUUCGGAGGAUUUAGGUUUGCAAUGUAGCUUCGAAGCAAACAACUGA
Pichia kudriavzevii is the source of this 1011-nucleotide messenger RNA. RefSeq lists its product as uncharacterized. Gene Ontology annotation, molecular function: inositol-1,3,4,5,6-pentakisphosphate 2-kinase activity; ATP binding. Bases 1 to 1011 code for a protein of 336 amino acids. The record is from RefSeq and is a predicted model, not a curated record. Gene Ontology annotation, biological process: inositol phosphate biosynthetic process. Gene Ontology annotation, cellular component: nucleus. NCBI's taxonomy places the organism in Eukaryota, Fungi, Ascomycota, Pichiomycetes, Pichiales, Pichiaceae. The transcript has a single exon.